AUUGACAUUUCUGAAAAAAGUUUUUAUUUUAUUAAUCGAACUUUUUGGCUGCAAACUUUUUGGAUGUCAAUAUUUUUGCGACAGAAGCAGUAGUUGGGAUUUUAAAAAUAAGCUGUGAAUUUAAGUGCUGCAGUAUGCGCGAGAGUCUCCGUCGACUGGCGUCAGAUGACGGCAUGGAGCGCCGCGGGCGCAUCGCCGGCAGCCGCCGCGUGCGCGUCGAGCUCAUGUUGGCAGAGCAUAUCACUGUUGAUGUUGAUCGCAAAGCCCGUGGCUCCGACCUGCUGGACAAGAUCUGUGACUCCCUGGAACUGGUGGAGAGAGACUACUUCGGCCUGCUCUACACGCAGCGAGGGGAUCCCAGGGUCUGGGUCGACCUCAAUAGGAGACUGUCUAAGACUUUCAGAAACGAGCCCUGGGACGUGCGGCUUGCUGUGAAGUUCUACCCUCCAGAGCCCAGUGAGCUGAAGGACGACGCCACCAGGUACCAGAUAGCGCUGGCUGUCAGAAGAGACCUCAUGGAAGGUCGCCUAACAUGCUCCCAGAUCACCUACGCGCUGUUGUCGUCGUACGUGCUGCAGGCGGAGCUGGGCGACUACGAGGAUUGCCACGACAUCACCACCGCGCUGCACCAGCACAGCGCCGUGCCUGUCAAUGCCAUCACACCCGAGCUGGAGGCUAACAUUGAUGAACUGUAUCGGAAACAUAGAGGACAAACCCCGGCAGAAGCAGAGCUGAAUUACCUGGAGACUGCGAAGCGGUUAACGUUGUACGGCGCGGAGCUGCACACUGCGCUCGACUGCCAGGACGUCGCCAUCGCACUCGCUGUCUGUCAUAGUGGAGUCGCUGUCUAUAGGGACGGCCUCCCAAUGAACCGGUUUCCCUGGGCUAAGAUAACAAAGAUCUGCUACAACAAGCGACUGUUCACGCUGCGGCUGCGAGCUGGUGAGUUCGAGGAGUUCGAGACCAUCCUCAGCUUCAAGCUCGCCUCCACCUCUGCCUGCAAGAAGCUGUGGCGCUGCAGCGUGGAGCAUCAUAUGUUCUUCAGACGAGAAUACCCGGUAGUAGUGGAACGUAUACCAGGGUUUGCCCGCCUGGGAUCCCGACGUCUCUCCUGCAGACGCACGCUACGUCAGAUGAGAGCUGAAUCCGACAACACGCCCACCGCAGCCUGACACCACACGCCUCGUGCCAUUGGAACAACACCGAGCACUGUUUGAUGAACUCACAUCAAGACUUCAUCUCCCGAGAGGGUAGGCAGGACACUUAUUGCCAUUUUUAUCAACCAUCUCCUAACUAAAAGUUACGUGUUAGCCUUAUGUAGCCCAAAAAGUAAACCCGUGUACUGUUAGGUGUCGCUUGUAGGUUGGUGAAAACGAAUAUCGUUAAACUAGCUGAGCCCGUGACUUCAUCCGCGAGGAAUAGUGAUUCACAGCUCCUCCCCCGUAGUUGAUAGCAUGAUAAUAUGCAGCCUAUAUGUUGACCCGACCU
Messenger RNA from Spodoptera litura, 1488 nucleotides. Its product is annotated as protein 4.1 homolog. Gene Ontology annotation, cellular component: cytoskeleton. Gene Ontology annotation, molecular function: cytoskeletal protein binding. Lineage: Eukaryota; Metazoa; Arthropoda; Insecta; Lepidoptera; Noctuidae. The record is from RefSeq and is a predicted model, not a curated record. Gene Ontology annotation, biological process: actomyosin structure organization.